AUGUCGGCGUGCGCCGUCGACGACCGCGCGCUCGCGCGAGACGACGACGUCGCGCGCGACGAACCGAUCGCGACGACGACGCCGAUCGCCGCGCUCGAGGAAUCUGGGAUCGCGGCGUCCGACGUGAGCAAGCUGCGCGACGCGGGCGUGCACACGGUGGAGGGACUCGCGGCGGCGUCGAGGAAGCACCUGCAAUCGAUCAAGGGGCUGUCGGAACAGAAGGUGGAGAAGCUGAAGCAAGCGGCGAACGCGAUCGUGCCCGCGGGAUUCACGACGGCGAAGAUGAUCGAUCAGCAGCGUCAGGAUACGAUAUAUAUCACGACGGGUUCGGCCAAGGUGGACGAAUUGUUGCAGGGGGGGAUCGAAAGCGGGAGCGUGACGGAGAUUUACGGCGAGUUCAGGACGGGGAAGACGCAGUUGAUGCACACGCUCGCGGUGACGAGCCAGAUGCCGAUCGAGCACGGUGGUGGCGAGGGUAAGUGUCUGUACAUCGAUACCGAAGGCACGUUCCGUCCGCAGCGGUUGAUUCAGAUCGCCGAGAGAUUCAACAUGGAUCCCUCGGCGGUGCUGGAUAACGUGGCGUACGCCAAGGCGCACAACGUCGAACAUCAGAGCGAACUUUUGCUCGCCGCCGCAGGAAUGAUGGCGGAGACGCGAUUCUCGCUCAUGAUUAUCGACUCCGUCACCAAUCUCUACCGCACCGAAUACGAAGGUCGCGGUGAACUGAGCGCGCGUCAGAUGCACCUCGGGAAAUUUUUGCGCCAACUCGCCCGUCUCGCGGAUGAGUUCGGCGUCGCCGUCAUCGUAUCGAACCAAGUCGUCGCUAACCCUGAAGGCGGACCAUUCGCGGGAGCGAAUGCGCUCAAACCCAUCGGCGGGAACAUCAUGGCGCACGCGAGCACGACGCGAUUAGCCCUUCGCAAGGGGCGCGGAGAGAACAGAGUGAUGAAAGUCGUGUGUUCUCCCGUGCUGCCGGAAUCGGAGGCGCAAUUUUCCAUCAGCGAGUUUGGUAUCGAAGACGCCAAGGAUUAA
Ostreococcus lucimarinus CCE9901 is the source of this 1032-nucleotide messenger RNA. RefSeq lists its product with no specific name. Gene Ontology annotation, cellular component: condensed nuclear chromosome. Gene Ontology annotation, molecular function: single-stranded DNA binding; double-stranded DNA binding; ATP hydrolysis activity. The transcript has 3 exons. Lineage: Eukaryota; Viridiplantae; Chlorophyta; Mamiellophyceae; Mamiellales; Bathycoccaceae. Bases 1 to 1032 code for a protein of 343 amino acids. Gene Ontology annotation, biological process: chromosome organization involved in meiotic cell cycle; double-strand break repair via homologous recombination; mitotic recombination-dependent replication fork processing. The record is from RefSeq and is a predicted model, not a curated record.